Messenger RNA from Arabidopsis thaliana (thale cress), 1341 nucleotides. Its product is annotated as zinc finger (C2H2 type) family protein. The coding region runs from base 244 to 1341 and encodes 365 amino acids. NCBI's taxonomy places the organism in Eukaryota, Viridiplantae, Streptophyta, Magnoliopsida, Brassicales, Brassicaceae. The transcript has 2 exons. The record is from RefSeq and is marked reviewed. Gene Ontology annotation, biological process: regulation of DNA-templated transcription.
GUCAAAUUUUAGUUGUAAUUUUCUAUUUCUAAAAAAGAUUUUUUAGUUUGUUCUUUCAUGGUGUGACAUGAUAUCAUACGUUUAUGGAAAUCUUCAGUCUCAUUUUGGAAACAGUUUGUGUAGAUAUGGUGAAGCAGGAACAAACAGAAACAGAGCUGUGUCCGAAUCAAAGCCAAAUCUUCAUAGAAUAUCUUUAUAAUUCACAUCUCUCCCAGUGAAUCCAAAGACGGAUCUUGAACAAACAUGCGUGGGGUUUGGCUUUAUCUCAAGAAGUCUCUUAGCUGCUGCAAGGCACAGAAGUCAACUGUAGCUUGUGAUCCAGACAAGAUCCAAAUUCAGAAGAAGGAGAAUCCAUCUGGAUGCUCAAGAAGAUCAAUGUCGAAUCUGAGAGAUGUCUUUGUAACUAAUGGAGAUGAAGGAGCUAUGCAGAAUGUAAGCUGCUGCAGCUCACGGUCUCUUGAGAGCUCCAGGUUUGUAAACACAGUGAAAUUUGAGGAGAAUGCAGGUUAUUCAGACAGAUUCAAAGGUUUGCUUAGCGGAGCAUCUUCUUCUGAUUUACUUCCCGGUCGUUGUUCAGAGAGAUUUGAUGUUGUUGGCUCUGACAUCUGCGGUUUCGGAGUUCUUGCUUGUCAAAAAUGUCAUGAGAGAGUCAGAGAUCUUGACGCGUUUGAAGCACAUUACCUCUCUAACCACUCUGUCGUUAGACUCUUAGCAGGAGAUUUCUCAAGAACAACUGUGGAACUAAUCUGCAACACAGGCUAUUCUCACAAGCUAGGCAAAAUGAAAGGGAACAACAUUUCAGCGAUCUUUAAAAUCCAGAACUUGCAGAGAGUUGUUGCAGACUUUGAAGAUUACAGAGAGCUCGUGAAAAUAAGAGCAAACAAGCUUUCAAAGAAGCACUCUCGUUGUAUGGCUGAUGGCAACGAGUUUCUUGGGUUCCACGGUACAACUCUUUCUUGCACUCUCGGUUUCAGUAACAGCUCUUCAAACCUCUGUUUCUCGGAUCACUGUGAAGUUUGUCAUAUUCUAAGACAUGGUUUCAGUCCUAAAACAAGACCAGAUGGGAUAAAAGGAGUUCUCACAGCAUCAACUAGCUCUACAGCUCUUGAAUCUAUCGAAACCGAUCAAGGAAGAAAUAGAGGUUCAUUGAUAGCUGUUGUGCUAUGUAGAGUGAUUGCAGGGAGGGUUCAUAAACCUAUGCAGACGUUUGAAAAUUCUUUAGGGUUUUCUGAGUUUGAUUCACUAGCUUUGAAAGUUGGACAAAAUUCAAGAAUUGAAGAGCUUUACCUGUUGAGUACAAAAGCUUUGUUACCUUGCUUUGUGAUAAUCUUCAAGCCAUGA